Molecule: messenger RNA, 2025 nt
Organism: Jatropha curcas
Lineage: Eukaryota; Viridiplantae; Streptophyta; Magnoliopsida; Malpighiales; Euphorbiaceae
Product: protein neprosin
Source: RefSeq, a predicted model, not a curated record
GAGAAAGGGACAGUUUUUAAUGAAAAAGUAGAGAGAGAAAAAAAAUUAGUAGAAGAAAGGUAAGCUUUUAGACAGAGAAAGUGGGCAUUUUUUCCAGAGAGAGAAACAGUGAGGAGUGGUGGGCAGAGUUUUCUUUGGAUUUUUUUGAGGAAACAUAACAGACCCACUUCAAAGUUUAGCUCAAAGGGUGCGUAGGAUAAGCAGAGAAGAGAAGAGCUUAAGCCUUUUAAGCCACCUCUCUCUCUUUCUUUAUCUCUUUGUGUGUGUGUGUGUAUCUGCACAUGGUAAUACUGCCAUAAUGCCUAAGCUCUGACCUCGACAGUGUGCGUAGGAUAAGAUUAGUAAAGAGCUGCUUUCAAACUUAUUUUGCGGUUCUUGGUAGGUGCGCAUUUUAGUGAACAUGGGUGGUUGUGGUGUUGCGCAUUUUAGCAGAAGCCGAGGAUUGACGGUGGUUUUUUCCUUAUGGAGUCUGCUUUCAUUAACCUGCGCCGCUAGAUUAGGUGUGGAAAAGCAGAAGUUUGAGGUGCAAAAACACUUGAACCGCUUGAACAAGCCUGCUGUUAAGAGCAUUGAGAGCCCAGAUGGGGAUAUCAUAGACUGUGUUCACAUGGCUCAUCAACCAGCUUUUGAUCAUCCUUUCCUUAAAGACCACAAGAUUCAGAUGAGGCCUAGUUACCAUCCAGAAGGGCUUUUUGAUGAUAACAAAGUGGAAUCAAAAGAAAGAAUAAACCCAAUCACUCAGUUGUGGCACAUAAAUGGUAAAUGCCCUGAAGGUACCAUACCCAUUAGAAGGACAAAGGAAGAUGAUGUUUUAAGAGCAAGCUCAGUUAAAAGAUAUGGUAAGAAGAAACGCAGAAGCAUCCCUCAGCCUAGGUCUGCAGAUCCUGAUCUCAUCAAUGAAAGUGGCCACCAACAUGCUAUAGCUUAUGUGGAAGGUGACAAGUACUAUGGAGCAAAAGCAACCAUUAAUGUAUGGGAACCAAAGAUACAACAAUCUAAUGAGUUCAGUUUAUCUCAGCUAUGGAUAUUAGGAGGUUCCUUUGGUGAAGAUCUCAAUAGCAUUGAAGCUGGCUGGCAGGUCAGUCCAGAUUUAUAUGGUGACAACAACACAAGGCUUUUCACCUAUUGGACUAGUGAUGCUUAUCAAGCCACAGGUUGCUAUAAUCUUCUAUGUUCAGGCUUUAUUCAGAUUAAUAGUGAGAUAGCCAUGGGAGCAAGCAUCUCUCCUGUCUCUGCUUUCCGCAAUUCCCAAUAUGAUAUUAGUAUUCUUGUCUGGAAGGAUCCUAAAGAAGGACAUUGGUGGAUGCAAUUUGGCAAUGACUAUGUGUUGGGAUAUUGGCCUUCUUUUCUGUUCUCAUACUUAGCAGACAGCGCUUCCAUGAUUGAAUGGGGAGGUGAGGUAGUGAAUUCAGAACCAGAUGGUCAGCACACCUCAACUCAGAUGGGAAGUGGACAUUUUCCUGAAGAAGGGUUUGGGAAAGCAAGUUAUUUUAGGAAUAUUCAAGUAGUUGAUGAUUCCAAUAAUCUAAAGGCACCAAAAGGAAUUGGAACCUUCACUGAACAAUCUAAUUGCUAUGAUGUUCAAACUGGUAGUAAUGGAGAUUGGGGUCAUUACUUUUAUUAUGGAGGCCCUGGUAAAAACUCCAAUUGCCCAUGAAGAAGAAGAAGAAGAAGAAAAAACCCAUUUUCACUUCUCACAUAUAUUAAUCUCUCUCUCUCUCCCUGUGUAUCAUUCAAACUAGUAAUGCCUCUCUCUCUCUCUCUCUCUCUCUCUUGUAUACCCUUUUUUUACUGUUAGGCUUGGGUUAGUGAUGUGACCUCUUUAGUUGGAAGUUUUGACUCUUUUUUUUUUUUUUUUACUAAAAGAUUCUCCAAUGUAAGUGGUUGGGAUGUGGCCAAGUUUCUCAAAGCUAAAGAAACAGGCUUUUGUUUACUCUCGCUCUCCUUUGUAUUCUAUUUGUUUGCUAAAACUCCUUUUCUUGGAGUGGUUUGUGAAGGAAUGAAUUUGGUUCCCAUCUUCUAAUC